Messenger RNA from Cherax quadricarinatus, 3356 nucleotides. Its product is annotated as kinetochore protein Nuf2-like. Gene Ontology annotation, cellular component: Ndc80 complex; kinetochore. NCBI's taxonomy places the organism in Eukaryota, Metazoa, Arthropoda, Malacostraca, Decapoda, Parastacidae. The record is from RefSeq and is a predicted model, not a curated record.
GUUAUGGUGAAGUUUAAAAGCUGAGCGGCAGAGGUGUGACUUAGUCUCUCGUUAUUAUUAUCCAGAACGAAUUGCAAGGACACAGGAGCACUAUGGAAUAUAUAUCAGAUGAGCACCUUGCUAGCAUUUUUGCUCAGCUAGUUGACCCAAAUAUUUCUGUCAGUGACAUCAGACAAAGUAAACCUGACUUCGUGCAGAAGAUUUAUUUUCACUUCAUCCGUGAUUUUGGAGCUAACUUGGAGCAGAUCAAUCAGAGCUCGCUUGAUGCAUGUAAAUCAAUACAGCAACAUCCGGAGAUGCUCCAGAGUUCGAUGAGGAUUAUGGCUCUUGCUAAGGUCAUCAGAAUGUUUCUCAGCAAUAUAUAUGAUGGUGAUACCUUUGAGUUUUCCGAUCUUGUUAAUCCCAACCCAAAGAAAACGAAAAGGUUUUUUCGAGCAAUUGUAGAAUUUUACUAUAAAACGGGUGACUACCAUGAAAAAAUUGCCAGUAUUGAAGAAGAGAUUGAAAAUAAGGAGGUUGGACACCUGGAGAUGUUGACCAAAAUCCAGAAAGCUAAAGAGAAACUUCAUCGUCUGAAACUGGCUAGUGCUGAAAAUCAGAUCUGCGAAGAGCAAGAACUGGAACAAAUAAUGGAGAUGAAGCCUCAGCUGAAAAAGACCCAAGAAACAAAGAUCGGCCUGAAGAGUAAGCUGGAGAGCCUGAAGAUGGAGAGCUCUACCCUAAUGAAACACAUAAAGGAUGUUGAGCUCAAGAUUUUUGAGGUUGAUGAAAAAAUAGAUAAGCUUGGCAGUCGGGUAGUGGAGGCCAGUGAACGUCAAGAAAUUGAGGAACGCGAGGCAAAGUUAGGUUCUCUCAGAAAUGAGGUAAAGGAGAAGAGUGAGUGUGUAGUGAAAUUGAAAACCGCUUCACAAGUCUACUCCACAGCACAAGAUCUACUGAAUGAUCAGCUUCUUGAAGUUUUACAAGAGGUACAAGAAGAAGAUGCAAAAAAGAAAGAGCAGCUGACUAAGUUGUCUCGGCUACAUCGCUUGAAAGCAUCAUUACUUGAGGAAGUUGAAGGGAAAACCAUGAAGGCACAGCAGCUGAUGGUGCAGUCAGCAUCCCAAGAUGAAAAGAAAGCCCAGAUAAUGCGUGCUUUUAGUCUCAAAAAGGAAAGCCUUCUUGAAGAAAUUGGUCAAUCCAAGUUGUUAUUGGAAGAAAUCAAUCGUAACAUAAUGGAAGAUAAUGUUCUGUAUCAAGAAAAGGAAGCUAUUUUCUUGAAGAAAAAACAUGAUAUUCAGCAGCUCGAAGAAAAGGAGGUUGAUGUAAAUAAUUACAUUGUUAUAAACUACAGAAGUGUUGUUGAUGCGAGAGAGAACCACCACCAGAGACUGCGGAAGAAAAUGUGUGAAUUGCAACAGACUGUCGGGGAACUCAAACUGUGAAGAUGCCAACGUGGUGUGUAGCUGAGAUUAAAUUUUUUUUUCUUUUAUGAGAAAAUUAAGCAUGGAACUAUACUGGUGACAGUCUUGCAAGAUCCGAGUUUACAAGAGUAUGUUACUAGAAACUUUAUCCAUUGGUGCACGACAUUUUAUAUAAGUGAUAAAGAACUCUUCGGUGUUCUAGUAAGUUAUGGUUUCAUUGGGCAGUCAAAUGCAUUAAAUCAGGUUUCUUUAAUCUGAAGUUAUCACUUUUUUAUUACAACAGCUAUCUCCCAUCAAGGCAGGAUUGGCAUGCAAAAAGAAUAUAUAAAAUUUAUUUGGGAUGUGUGUACACACCUAUGUAGGCUGCCUCCCAACCAGUGAACUGGGUGCUAAGGGUUUAAUGAUAAUUAGGGUACCCAUCGUUAAAUCAGUUCCUUGGUUCAUUGUCUGGUCACAGGCGUGCCUGCCAAGUGCUGAGGCAAUGUGGUUCACUCAUGGUCAGCAUUUUCCAGACUUGCCUACCAGCUGGUUGAGUACAGUGCUCUCUCUGGCUUUUGCUUUUGCCAUUGUCACAAUCGUUUGGUACACUUACUAUUCAGUCUCUGUACAUGAGUGUACAUGUACAUAUCUGGUGAAGGAAAUACAAGUUAGUCUAUCUGCUGAGUUUUUGCUACAAAACCCAUUAUGACCAGGUCACAAGUCAUUCUUACCUGUUUGUAAUAGCAAGUGACCUGAAAAAGAAAUACUUCUUUAUUUUUACUUGUAAUAAUUUGUACAGGAGAAGGGGUUACCAGCCCCUUGCUCCCGGCAUUUUAUUCACCUCUUAUGACAUGCAUAGCUUACGGAGAAAGGAUUCUUCUCCAAUUGCCCAUGUAGUAUUUCACUUAUAUUUUAAUUAUCAGUACACAUCACAAUACUAUUGAUGUAACAUCUCAAAAGUAAUUUAUCAUUCCAAGUAGAAACUUAACGUGAUUGGUUUCUACUUGACCAUCACUCUUAAAAGUUUAUCACCUUAAGGGAGGCUCUUCGAUGCCUGUAGAGAUCUUGCUCAAAGGAAUUGGGCCUGACCACCUCUUUCUUGGAUCAAACCUUUGAUACCUUUAUAGGGUUUGGAAAUGUUUCCUGCUGCCACAACCUGGCCCUGGGCCAGGUUUGUCUGGCAUGUCUUAUUGCUUCCCAGUCCUCUUAGUGCUACAUGAUUUUACAGUUCUAUUGCUUGCCCCAUAAAUGUAAUAAUAGUAAUUGUCAUUUCAUUCUAUGGUAUAUAUAUUCUUUAACUCCCUGUAUUUAAAAUUUCAACAUAAUUUGUUUCACUGUAAUAUGUUGAGGGAUAAGUUCAUGUUUCUCAUGUUAUUCUGGGUUUGUGCAAAGAUUUUUUUUUUUCUGAAUAACUUUUCUUGGGAUGUUCUCGUGUAUGGUUGUAUUUAAUUUUUAUUGCCAAGAACAUUAAGUGAUCUUGUUGGUACCUUUGAUAUACCUUUGAAGAGUUUCGAGAGUUAAUCUACUCUGAGCUCGGCCAUGGGUCAGGCUCGUGUGGUGCAUGCCUAAAAAAAAACUUACUGAUGUGUAAUAGAGAAAUAUGGUGGUUGCAAGAUAGUUGUAUGUUGUGGUUGUAUGAUAAUGUAGCUGUAGGAUAGAAGUGUAGUUAGUCGGAAGAUGUACCUGAAUGACACGAGAUGCACCAUACUCAGUAGUGUAGACCACACUGAGCUUGAUUGUGAAACACCACAUUUGUGAAUCUUCUGCCAGGAAUGUUGUAAUUGGCUUGUUUACCAUUUUUUUUUUAUCAAACCGGCCAUAUUCCACUGAGGCAGGGUGACCUAAAAGAAAAUUUCUUUACAAAUUUAGUAUUGUAUACAGGAAUAGUACUUACUAGCCCUUUGCUCCCAUCAUUUUAGUCUCUUACAACACUCAUGGCUUAUGGAGGUAGAAUUCUGUUCUACUUCCCCAUGG